AUGGAGUACAUAAUGCCCAAGGAGUGCAUCAUUUUGAACGUCUUAUUGGCUAUUGUUGAUUUCCUGACCUACGAAUCGAUUAGAAUGUCUCAGUGUGUUGAUACCACCGACGAGAGAACGCUGGCGGUGGUUACCAAAUGUGAUAAAUCUCCUGAAGAUCUGCUCGAGAACUUCACUUCCGACGAUGUGAACAUUGGGCUUGGCUACGUAUAUGUGAGGAAUCGCAUCAAGGACAAGUCCUACGAGGAGGCUAGGGUUGAGGAGGCGAGACUGUUUCAAACGGAUCCCUUUCUCUCACAAAUCGACAAAUCCAUCGUGGGCAUCCCUAUUUUGGCCUAG
Nelumbo nucifera (sacred lotus) is the source of this 339-nucleotide messenger RNA. The record is from RefSeq and is a predicted model, not a curated record. Lineage: Eukaryota; Viridiplantae; Streptophyta; Magnoliopsida; Proteales; Nelumbonaceae.